This is a messenger RNA of Linum tenue, 843 nucleotides long. NCBI's taxonomy places the organism in Eukaryota, Viridiplantae, Streptophyta, Magnoliopsida, Malpighiales, Linaceae. The record is from the annotation of a GenBank genome assembly.
AUGACGGCGAAGACCCGCCACGACACCUCUUUCUCCUUCUCCAGGCGCUACUUCAACUGGAAGAGGCAAUUCGUCGAACACCUUGAAGACAACACCGACCACGAGGAAAUCCUCGCUACCCACCACUCCUCCUCUCGCCACUACUCUUCCGACGACGAUCUCCACUCUUCAAUUCAAGACCCACAACAGCUCCCCCAACUCCCGAAGAAAAAACACAAUCUUUCCAGCAAGCUCCGGUCGGCGCUCACGGUUUUCAGCAGGGGAGGAGGAAGUAAAAAUUGCGAUCGGAGUUCGAGGCUGGGAACCAAAGUAGUCGGGACCCUUUUCGGCUACCGGCGGGGACACGUCCACUUCGCGUUCCAGGAGGACCCGAAGCAGAGGCCGGCGUUCUUGAUCGAGAUGGCGACUCCGACGAGCGUGCUGGUGAGGGAGAUGGCGUCUGGGCUUGUGAGGAUUGCGCUGGAGUGCGAGAAGAAGUCCUCGCCGACUUCGACGGAGAAGAAGAAGAAGAAGCAAGGGGUUAAGCUGCUGGAAGAAGGGGUGUGGAGGAGUUACUGUAAUGGGAAGAAGUGCGGGUACGCGUUGAGAAGGGAGUGUGGGGAGGCGGAAUGGAAGGUGCUGCAGGCGGUGGCGCCGAUCACGAUGGGUGCCGGAGUUCUGCCGGCGGCGACGACGGCGGGGGAGGUGGAAAAGGAAGAGGGCGGAGGGGAAGGGGAGCUGAUGUACAUGAGGGCGAGGUUUGAGAGAGUGGUGGGUUCGAAGGAUUCGGAAGCGUUCUACAUGAUGAAUCCUGAGGAUGGUUCUGGUGGCCCUGAGCUCAGUCUCUACUUGCUUAGGGCUUAG